Molecule: messenger RNA, 2218 nt
Organism: Physcomitrium patens
Lineage: Eukaryota; Viridiplantae; Streptophyta; Bryopsida; Funariales; Funariaceae
Cellular component (GO): mitochondrion
Molecular function (GO): protein binding
Source: RefSeq, a predicted model, not a curated record
GAACAAUCUCUGAUUUCUUGUCAUUCCAUGGGCGACCUGAACCUUUGUUGAUAAUUUCUUUGUUGGGGCUCUGUCUCUCUGUCUCGGAGGCUUCAGAGUGACAAUCGUUUUCGUGGCGCUUAUGUUUGUUUUAUGAUGUUGAAAUCGCAUGUGACACGAUACUGUCGCGCUGGAUUUUCAUUGACUGCUUACCAUGCUGAAGCAUUAUAGCUUUUAGAAUUGUCUCCUGGAGAAUAAAUGAAUUGUCUAACAUCUGUGUUGCAUGAAUAAUUUCUCGCUUAGUGGACUGCACACUGCAUGGAUUUGAGAGGAAUUUAGGAGUGAACUGACAUCUAGUCAGCGAAGGAGCAUUCAUUUUUGUAGGAGGCGAGGUCUAUUCGGCUCCAGGAAUCAGAGCAGAGCUUGAGCGGCUAUGGCUGCUGGGAGCUCCUCCCGGAGGUUAACCAAGGAAUGUUUCCACCGGCUGGUGGGUCUCGGGUCGAUUUUAGCUGGAGUUCGUGUCGCACCUCUAUCGCUGCAAUCGAGUGUGAAAAGCGCGGGACUGUGCCACGCAGCAGAGAAUGUGCGGAAGAUCUGCCCACAGAGUGCUUGGCAAGUGCAACGAAUAGAAGUAGAUUUUGUUGAUCCCAAAGUUAAACACAAUGGGCAACAGCGAUGGUAUGCCAGGAACGACAGCGAGAAAGCAAAGCCCGACGCUGAUUCUAUUGCAACGGAGAUGAUUAAGUAUGCAGCCUCUUGUAGGAGUAAUGAAUCAGCCCAUGUGGAGGCUAUCCGCGUGUUGGAACAGGGAAGAACUUUUCUUCUUAACGAAGGAUCAUCAGCUGCCCCUGCAGCUGGCCGUGUGCUUCUUACCCUAGCUACUUUCCACUGUGACAGAGGAGAAUGUACUGAUGCUGUGGAAGCUUUACAAGUAGCUAGUGACCUUAAGUCAGCUGGCUUAGGGCUUCGAGUGGCUGCCUUGGAAGCCUUAGCUGGACUUUGCUUACGCUUACACGAAGAAGGGUCAGCUCUCAAGUAUGCACACAGUUGUGGCCAACUUGUAAUGGCUGCAGGCGAUUCAGUGCCAAAAGAAGAGCUUGUGGAGCUCCAGUUUCGAAGCAAAGCAGUUGCUCUUUUACCUGCAUCGGUCUGUGCACGGCAUGGAGCUGCUGAUACACAACUAUUUGAAGAUGUUCCUAAAAGGCUUGAAGAAGACUGUCACCGUGCAGCUGGGGUUGCUGUAGGAAUGCUUAGUGUAGCUCAGUGUGCUCAUAUUGGGGGCUACUUGAAAAUUGCUGGCGACCUAUAUAGAAGAACUAUUUCAAUACUUCAAAACUCGAAGGAAAGUUCAAGCAAGGUGACUCUGGCUUCAUGUGCUAUGACCCCGGAAGAAGUUCAGGUUGGAGCUCUGGCAGGAUUAGGCCAACUUGCCUGUCACGUGGGAGAUUUCGACGAAGCAGAGAGUAAAAUCACUGAGGCACUUACUCAAGCAGAAAAGAUUAAUGGUGACAAACAUCCACGGGUAGGAAUUAUCUUGGCAUGUCUUGCGGAUGUGUAUGCACGCAGAGGAAAAGUCAUGGGAAGUGGCGAUAGUUUCAUUAUUGCAGAGGGUCUAUAUCGACGAUGUCAGGAUUAUUUAAGGAGUCCAUCCAUAGAUGUGCCAGAUACAGGAAAAAUUGUGGAUCUUGUUGAUGUAAUGUGUCUUUCAAGAGCUCGCUAUGCAGAAAUCAUCCACAAAUUCCCUAAUCGUGAUGAGGAAGCAGAUAAGAUACAGAAAUGGGCCAGCAAGAUGUGGAAAGGCCCUCGACCGCUUUUAGACUUGAUGAAAGUGGAUAGUGCUCGGACAGUGGUUAAAGAAAAGGGUGAGGCACCAGAAGAUGUCCAGGCUGAUGAAACAAAGCCACCGAGUGUUGGCAGCACAAAAGGGCAUGUUGUGAUUGAUGUUAGGCUGGGUCGUGUGAUGUGGAAAGUAGAAUAGCACCACGGCUUUUGUAGUCUAUCUGCACAGUAGGAAUGGACCACAAUGGUCGUUGUAUGGUUUUUGACACUAGUUAUAGCUCAGCAAGAGCUGCUAAACCUGGUCUAGGUCCGACAGAUAGUUAUCAUCACCAGCGUGAGGAGGGGGUAAGCAACAGCGUGAGUAAUAAUCAGAACAUAAAUUGAAAGCUCUUGUGCUUUCAGUUUGUUUUGUAUUUUUGUUUUUUUUGUUCAAAAGGCAAGACUGAGUGUUCAAGUUUCA